Messenger RNA from Aspergillus pseudotamarii, 732 nucleotides. Its product is annotated as class I SAM-dependent methyltransferase. The transcript is spliced from 3 exons. Bases 1 to 732 code for a protein of 243 amino acids. The record is from RefSeq and is a predicted model, not a curated record. Lineage: Eukaryota; Fungi; Ascomycota; Eurotiomycetes; Eurotiales; Aspergillaceae.
AUGUCCGAGUUUACCGAAAAGAACAGACAGGUCUGGGACAACAUGUCCAAAACAUACAAAACCCGGUUCGAAAAGGGCACAAAGUUGCUAUACCGCUUGGCUCAGGAAAAGCGCCUUUGGGGUAGUAACGUUUGGGCUGACACCGAAGCCGGGCAAGGCAAGGAGAUCAAGGUGUUGGAAUAUGCAUGUGGCCCUGGCGUUGUAUCUACGGCAUUGGCGCCAUUUGCCACCAAAAUCGUUGGCAUAGACGUCGCGGACGGCAUGGUCGACGAGUACAACGCUAGCGCUCGUGAGGCCGGUUUUGAGGACAAAAUGAUUGGCCGUAAGGGUGACCUUCUGGCCGAACCCAUGCCAGAGGAGCUCUCAGGGCCAGAGUAUUCCGAUUUCGAUGUCGCGUUCGUCAGCAUGGCCCUUCACCAUUUCGAAAAGCCGGAUCUGGCCAUGAAGCGUCUCGGAGAACGACUGAAGAAGGGUGGUGUGUGUCUAAUAAUCGACGUACUUCCACAUGGCAAGCACGACCAUAAUGCCCAUGAAAUGCACAACCCCGACCAUGAAACCACGCACACAAUCAAGACUCAUGGCUUUACCUUGGAGGAUAUGCGCAAGCUGUAUGAAACUGCAGGGCUUGGAAUGGGGUUCGACUAUCAAGUCAUUGAAGAACCGCUGGUUAUUGAAAGAGACGGAAAGACAUUCUCCAAGACUAUCUUCAUUGCCCGGGGCCAGCGCCAGUAA